Camellia sinensis is the source of this 542-nucleotide messenger RNA. The record is from RefSeq and is a predicted model, not a curated record. NCBI's taxonomy places the organism in Eukaryota, Viridiplantae, Streptophyta, Magnoliopsida, Ericales, Theaceae.
GCUUCGAGGCUUCUUGCAAACUUGAUUGUGGUGGGCUCUGGUAUUAUGGCUAGAGCUUUGGUUCAAGCAUAUCGUCAAGCACUUGCGAAUGCCUCAAGAAAUGGAGUUACUGCAGAAGCAGUACAAAACGUAAGAAGAGCGAGCAAAAUUAUGGCUGAACCAGAGGCCAGGCAGAUUUUAGGCGUCACCGAGCAUUCAUCAUGGGAAGAGAUCUUGCAGAAGUACGAUAGCUUGUUCGAGCGGAAUGCCAAGACUGGGAGUUUUUACCUCCAAUCAAAGGUUCAUAGAGCCAAAGAAUGUUUAGAAGUGGCUUACCAAAAGCAAGCUUAGUGUAUCGACUUAUAAUUGGCGGGCCUUAACCUUUUUGCAGACUCUUAAUAGUCAUUCAUGCACAAAUUCUGCUACAUGUCCACAGAAGUCAUUCUAUUAGAGCAAUUAAAACCCCUGCCCAAUCUUCUUUUUCAUGUGUAGUGUAACGAUUGAAUCUGGCAUUUCUUUGCAUCUCAUCAAUGAAAAAUCUCAAACUAUUUAUUUUUUUUUGA